This is a messenger RNA of Penicillium pulvis, 432 nucleotides long. RefSeq lists its product as uncharacterized. NCBI's taxonomy places the organism in Eukaryota, Fungi, Ascomycota, Eurotiomycetes, Eurotiales, Aspergillaceae. The transcript is spliced from 2 exons. The record is from RefSeq and is a predicted model, not a curated record. The coding region runs from base 1 to 432 and encodes 143 amino acids.
AUGGGAAGACUGAUCAAGAACCACUGGGCCAGGUUGCUCAUCAUGGUUGCCUCAGCUUAUCAAGUCGCCAGCGCAAUCGAAGGCUUCAUCUGGCCAAAAGUCUUCUGGGACUUUAUAUCCAAAAACCUAGAUGCCGCCGUUAACCCGAUACCUGUUCUCCAAAUAUUGAAUUUAAUCAUGGGCCUGAUCGGUCUGGCUUGGGAAUGGCCGUUGAAGCCAUUUGCGGGAACAUUUCCCCACCGGAGUAUCGAAAUUCGGCUCAUCAUCUACCCACUCAGCGCAUUACUUGCAGCACUGCUCUAUCAAGGCACCGAUCCAGCCGGUUACUAUCUUAUCGGCAUUGGUGUGUACUUUUGGGCCUACAGUGAAGGAGAGGUGGUAUGUCCUGAACCGUGGACAUUACCUAAACGAUCAAUGGUCAUGAGGGGAUAG